Messenger RNA from Xylona heveae TC161, 1053 nucleotides. RefSeq lists its product as hypothetical. The transcript has a single exon. The coding region runs from base 95 to 952 and encodes 285 amino acids. Lineage: Eukaryota; Fungi; Ascomycota; Xylonomycetes; Xylonales; Xylonaceae. The record is from RefSeq and is a predicted model, not a curated record.
GCUGAGAAUACCGCAUUCUUUUCAUGCUUCAAGCACUAACUCUAGCACAGACGACGAGUGUCCCGAUUCGCCCCUUGCUCAAUUAGAGCUGUGGAUGCAGAAUAAAUUGGUUCUCAUCUAUGACAUGUCAACGAACACCACUCUCUUUGGCAAACUAGUUCGUGAAUGUUAUACAGAACGGAACUCGUCAGCUCUUAGAGAAGUGAAGAGACUCUCGGGACCGGGAAGCCAUCGUGAACAGGAUUUUGAAAAGCUUUUUGGCUUUCAUUAUAAGCUGGGAAAGGUUGUCUCUGUUUCGGGACAUUUGAUCUCUGCUGCAAUCUCUCUUCGUCAAGAAUUUGCCAAUGGAUUCAAAGUCAGAACCGUGCCACAUGCCCAGGAUCGAAAAAUCCCAUUGGUUGCCAAGAAACUCAAGAUUGGAGGAGUUGUGAAUCGAAUGUUUAAAGCGAACGAUGCUCAACGCGAUCUGUACCAUGAGCGCCUUCGAUCACUUCACUCUGAAGCAGAAUUGGAGAAGAUACUUUGCGCAGGGGUCAAGGUCCAGACUCGUGUACAUGCAGAAUUGCUGCUUAUUGACCACUUUGAACGGAACAAGGCCGUUUUCUUGGACGGAGACAAGUAUAUCGGAUGCAGUAAGCCUGCAUGCUACUUGUGCUAUCACUACAUCUCGAACCACCCAAAUGGCUAUACCACUCCGCCUAGCCAUCAGAAGCUGUACUUGGCGUGGCGCGUCCCGGACACGCAAAAGAAUGAUAUAACGCAUCUCCAAACCCAGGAAAAGAUAAUGUCGAAGCUGAUCGAAAAGGUCCGCGAAGACUUGAAAAGGGAGAUGCGCAGUCAAAAACCAGCAUUACCUCUUCAUCCGGACUCAACCUGUGGGCUCACGACCACUGCGCCAUCACUUGCACCGUUCAUGGACCUGAGUGGGUUGGCGCAGUCUCUCGAAGACUAGCUCCUCAUGCGAGUUAUUUUCAGUCGAUAACGUGGAGGCAAGAAUGCCGACCGCGAGACAGCCAUUCAUGUCUUAAACGCGGAUUGAUAUUACCAGAAGUG